This is a messenger RNA of Phodopus roborovskii (desert hamster), 3277 nucleotides long. RefSeq names its product aldehyde dehydrogenase 6 family member A1 (gene Aldh6a1). Gene Ontology annotation, biological process: L-valine catabolic process; thymine catabolic process. NCBI's taxonomy places the organism in Eukaryota, Metazoa, Chordata, Mammalia, Rodentia, Cricetidae. Gene Ontology annotation, cellular component: mitochondrion. The transcript is spliced from 12 exons. Gene Ontology annotation, molecular function: methylmalonate-semialdehyde dehydrogenase (acylating, NAD+) activity; malonate-semialdehyde dehydrogenase (acetylating, [NAD(P)+]) activity. The record is from RefSeq and is a predicted model, not a curated record. The coding region runs from base 37 to 1641 and encodes 534 amino acids.
GCCGUGGCUCGGGGAACUGGGCAGAAGUGGUGAGCUAUGGCGGCAGCGGUGGCAGCAGCGGCAGCAGUGCGGACCCGGAUCCUGCAGGUAUCUUCAAAAGUAAACACAUGGCAUCCAGCAUCUUCCUUUUCUUCAUCAUCAGUGCCAACUGUAAAACUCUUCAUUGAUGGGAAAUUUGUUGAAUCCAAAAGUGACAAAUGGAUUGACAUCCACAACCCAGCUACCAAUGAGGUCAUCGGUCGGGUCCCUCAGUCCACCAAAGCUGAAAUGGAUGCAGCUGUUGCUGCCUGCAAACGCGCUUUCCCUGCAUGGGCAGACACAUCCAUUUUAAGCCGUCAGCAGGUCCUGCUCCGCUAUCAACAACUUAUUAAAGAAAACCUGAAAGAAAUUGCCAAGUUAAUCACAUUGGAACAAGGGAAGACUCUAGCUGAUGCUGAAGGAGAUGUAUUCCGAGGCCUUCAGGUGGUUGAGCAUGCCUGUAGUGUCACAUCCCUCCUGAUGGGAGAGACCAUGCCAUCUAUCACCAAAGACAUGGACCUUUACUCCUACCGUCUGCCUCUGGGUGUGUGUGCAGGCAUUGCACCCUUUAAUUUCCCUGCCAUGAUCCCCCUUUGGAUGUUUCCCAUGGCUAUAGUUUGUGGAAAUACUUUCCUAAUGAAACCGUCAGAGCGAGUGCCUGGAGCAACCAUGCUUCUUGCUAAAUUGUUUCAGGACUCUGGUACCCCUGAUGGAGCACUGAAUAUCAUCCAUGGGCAGCAUGAAGCUGUCAAUUUUAUUUGCGAUCAUCCAGACAUCAAAGCAAUCAGCUUUGUGGGCUCCAACCAGGCAGGAGAGUACAUCUUUGAAAGAGGGUCAAGAAAUGGCAAGAGGGUUCAAGCCAAUAUGGGAGCCAAAAACCACGGAGUAGUCAUGCCAGAUGCCAAUAAGGAAAAUACCCUAAACCAGCUGGUCGGGGCUGCAUUUGGAGCUGCUGGCCAACGCUGCAUGGCUCUUUCAACAGCCAUCCUUGUUGGAGAAGCUAAAAAGUGGCUGCCGGAGCUGGUGGAGCGUGCCAAAAACCUGCGAGUGAAUGCAGGGGACCAGCCCGGAGCUGAUCUUGGCCCUCUGAUCACCCCUGCAGCCAAAGAGCGAGUCUGCAGUCUGAUUGACAGUGGAACAAAAGAGGGAGCUUCCAUCCUUCUGGAUGGGCGAAAAAUUAAAGUCAAAGGCUAUGAAAAUGGUAACUUUGUUGGACCAACCAUCAUCUCCAAUGUCAAGCCAAGUAUGACCUGCUACAAAGAGGAGAUUUUUGGUCCAGUCCUUGUGGUUCUGGAGACGGAGACACUGGACGAGGCCAUCAAGAUUGUCAAUGACAACCCGUAUGGAAACGGAACUGCCAUCUUCACCACCAAUGGGGCCACUGCACGGAAAUAUUCUCACAUGGUGGAUGUCGGACAGGUGGGCGUGAAUGUCCCCAUUCCAGUGCCUUUGCCAAUGUUUUCCUUCACCGGCUCUCGAUCUUCCUUCAGGGGAGACACCAAUUUCUAUGGCAAACAGGGCAUCCAGUUUUACACUCAGCUAAAGACUAUCACAUCUCAGUGGAAAGAAGAGGAUGCUACUCUUUCCUCACCUGCUGUAGUCAUGCCCACCAUGGGGCGUUGAGAACAAGUUCUUCGAGACUCAGUCCAACCAGAGUAAUUUCCCAUCACUCUUGGCCACCCUCACUUGCCAUCUUUGCUCAAAUCAGAUCCAUGAGAAUGGAAUAUAUUGCAGCUAAACUUUCUCAGAACUGUCAGUUCCUUCAAACUAAUAGGGAGACUGCAGGGAAACACUAAUGCCAGGUCUGCACUUGCUCUUCAUGCAUCUGAUCUGGAUGUGAAGUGUUUACCUGGACUGAGAGCUUAGAACCAUCUUCUAACAGUUCACUACUUCUAAUGACUUGGAGGGCAAUGUCAGCAUAGGGACAGAUCUUCCAGUAAAUAGAAGGUUUCUUGAAUAGGGAAGUAGGAUAGAAACAGUUCACCCUCUGCUUGAGCCUCAAACACAGCCCUCCAUCGAGUCCCACACUACAAAGAUGUAACCUAUUUUUACUCAUCCCCACAUUGUGACAACUGCUUCUUUUCUGCUCAGUGCCACCUUCUUCUUGUUUUGAUUCUACCACUACUUAAUUCUAUCACUGUUCAUGUUCUUUUCUUAAAAUACUUCUCAGAUACCUCAGGAUGCAAGUGACAUGUUAGCUUUUCAUUAUGUGUGCCAUUUUUCAUGGUUUGCUUUAGCAAUCAGUAAUCCAUUAAUUCACAUGCAAAGAUUCCUUAGAAAACUUAUUUCACAAGUUGUUUUUGACCCAGAAAUCAAAGAAUGUUCCAAUCAUGAAAGUGGGUAAAACACUUUGCCUUAAGCAAGCCUAACCUAUUAUUAUUUGCCAAAAUUUAUGUUAUUCUCUCUAUUGCCAGCAGUUCUCAUCAGCUGUUACUUUUAAUGAAAGAUCUUUUCAUAUAGCAUAAUUGAUUGGGUUACAAGAAACUUAAGUUCAUGCUUUGACAGUGCCACCACUUGCUUCUCUGAUGCUGUAACCCUGAAGUCAGAGGAGGCUGAUGUGCUGACCAGAGUAGUUUCUGUCUGUCUGUUUACCCUGUCUGAAGCCUGGUUUUCUGAACUAGAUGGCUGCUGGCUCUGCUAGCUGAAUCUCCAGUGCAUAGUGACAUGUGGUAAUGGUCAUUCACUACACUACUCUGUACAGUCACAUGGACAGAGCUGCUCUAGUCCAUCAGCUUAGCUGGUGAGUUAAAAUAAAGGUGGUGAUUCUAAGGUUAUUAGAGUAUUCACCUCUGGUAGGAUUCAGAGCCUUCAGUCAUAAACAAAACACAACUCUUUUUUUUUUUUUUUCCAUCCUAAAGCCAAGUAGAAAUUUGUAGUUUGUGAUUACAAUACCCUUUGUUUUCUUAUAAAACACAGUUCAUACCUAAUUCAAUCCAAUAAUUUUGGGAAAUUCCAAGUAGAAUUUAGUCACAAAAACUCCUAACAUUUUCCUUAGAUAUGAAGGAAGUUACCUUUUAAAAACACUGACUGAUCAGAACUGUGUCACUCUAAUUAGAAUCAACUGAUCUGGCCAGCUGCCUGUGCUCAAAGAGAUUCUUGUUUCUUAGAUGAAAUCUACCAUCAUAUUCAGGUUAGUGUCACUGAAACAGAAAGCCACAAUUUUCCCUUUUUGUUCUUUUAUGGCCUCAUCUGAAUUUUGUCAGAUUGUGUACUAAUGAUGAAUGACCACGUACAAAUAAAAAGCCCUUGGGGGAAAAAA